UUUGUUUGUAUCGCAUAGCCUUGAAAUAAAGGAGUUAUUUUUGUCACUUUAAUCUGCAUUUGUGUCCUGCUUCCUACACACACCGUAACAUUACGAACCGACCAAAUAUGGGCCCAGCAGAUCCUUUGGAGCAGGAAAUAUUGGAUUUUUCCUUUUCGUUGGCUCACUGCUCUGAUCUAUGGAGGGGAGCGUCCAGGGUUCAGCAGCGAGAGGUUGCUCAGGCAGAGGCGCGCCGGAUAACCAUAAAGAAACCAGCCUUAGUUAAAUUCUUACCUGCCUGGUUUUUGGAUUACCUCACGGUUUGUUUUCCCGAUCCUGAUAGACCCAGGUCUCCCAAUUCCCUUUUUGAUACCACACGCAUCGGUGUGGUCCGUCUGGAGUCAGCCCCUGCUUCUUCCCCAGUUUUUGCUCUAGUGCAGGAGCCAUUCGAUGGUACUCGUCUGGCUUUUGGAGGUCCACGGAGCCUUCAAACGGCUCCUAAAGGAAGGAGUCGCAAGGCCAGGUUAGCAGCACAAGCCCAAAGAGCCAUAGUUCCAGAACCAGUUCAGCCCCCAGCAGCCAUGGUUACAGAACCAGUUCAACCCCCAGCAGCCCUGGUUACAGAACCAGUUCAACCCCCAGCAGCCAUGGUCCUUGCUCCAGAACCGGUCUCGGCAGCAAUGGAUUCGGCUCCAGAGCCGGCCCAUACAGCCAUGUUUCCGGCUCCAGUACCGGACCUUACAGCCAUGUUUCCGGCUUCAGAACCGGACCUUACAGCAAUGAUCCAGGCUUCAGUUCCGGUACCCUCAGCCAUG
Notothenia coriiceps (black rockcod) is the source of this 794-nucleotide messenger RNA. RefSeq names its product cyclin-dependent kinase inhibitor 1C-like. The transcript is spliced from 2 exons. The record is from RefSeq and is a predicted model, not a curated record. The annotation marks the transcript as partial. Lineage: Eukaryota; Metazoa; Chordata; Actinopteri; Perciformes; Nototheniidae.